CAAACCCUUCACUCAUCCAUUCCCUCCAUCAUUUCAUCUUCUUUCUCUAUCUCUCCACGCUCUCUAAUUUCCAAAAUGAAAAUUCUGUAAAUUAUUAAACUUAAACCCUUUUUUCAAUGGCUUCCUUACUUGAAUCAAUUCCAAUUCCUCGUCAUUUGAAUUCUCGAACCACCAUUUCUGGAGGGAGAAAAGCUUAUCUCUCCUCUUUACAGAAGAACAGUAGACUACCACCAAGCAAAAUACAUCACCAUACAAUCUACUGUGCAGCUCAGGAUACAAAUUCAAAAGUUCCGAGAAGGAAUGCCAUCUCUUUGAUGUUAUCAAGUUUUCUCAUAUCGCAAACUGGUCUAGGUGGUAUUGCUUUGUCUCAGCCAUUAAUUGAGUUCAGGGAAUAUUUAGAUACUUUCGAUGGUUACACAUUCAAUUACCCUAAGAAUUGGAUUCAAGUCAAAGGUGCAGGUGCAGAUAUAUUCUUCAGGGAUCCAUAUGUUCUCGAUGAAAACAUAUCUUUGGAGAUAUCAUCUCCUUCUUCCUCCAAUUAUAAGAGUGUCGAAGAUUUGGGUCCUCCACAAGCUGCUGCAGAGAAAGUGCUAAAACAGUAUUUGACAGAAUUCAUGUCCACCAGACUUGGAGUGAGACGAGAAGCCAACAUUGUUUCCACAUCAUCGAGGGUUGCAGAUGAUGGAAGGAUGUAUUAUCAAGUUGAGGUAAAUAUCAAGUCAUAUGCAAGUACUAAUGAGCUAGCUGUAAUGCCACAAGAUCGAGUAACACGGCUUGAAUGGGAUAGACGCUACCUCUCAGUUCUUGGGGUUGAAAACAACCAAUUAUAUGAAUUGAGAUUACAGACGCCUGAAAAUGUUUUCUUAGAAGAGGAAAGUGACCUUCGUCGAAUUAUGGAGUCCUUCAGAGUAAUGAAAUUGAAUGUCUGAUGAUUUAUUUAUUUUUGCAGUAUAUGAGCAUUUGUAAUAUAUUUCAAAGGUUCUUCUCAUUCUUUUAUUUCAAUGUAGAUUCAGUGAGGCAACAUGUUUCCAUUUGUAAUAUUUUUUGUUAUUAUCUUUGUGUAUGACAACUAAAACCUAAUUAAUCGUAUAGUUUUGUAUUGGUAGA
This is a messenger RNA of Papaver somniferum (opium poppy), 1107 nucleotides long. Its product is annotated as psbP domain-containing protein 1, chloroplastic-like. Lineage: Eukaryota; Viridiplantae; Streptophyta; Magnoliopsida; Ranunculales; Papaveraceae. Bases 117 to 929 code for a protein of 270 amino acids. The transcript is spliced from 3 exons. Gene Ontology annotation, molecular function: calcium ion binding. Gene Ontology annotation, cellular component: photosystem II; photosystem II oxygen evolving complex; extrinsic component of membrane. The record is from RefSeq and is a predicted model, not a curated record. Gene Ontology annotation, biological process: photosynthesis.